AACCAAAAAAGGAACAGAGCGGGGGAGACCAGCAUCCUAUAGUGGACCACCACCUUCUGACUUCAUUGUGGAAUCCUGUGACCAGUAGGCUGCUUCUAGGGGUUUUAAGGUACAUACAGAAGCGAUAGCGCUCUUUCAUUUUAAAUAGGAUCCUUUGCCUCUGAAAUUAUUUUUUUGUUUCAAAAGUUGUGCUCGUGCAGUUGAAAGGGACCUAGUGCUCGCUCCUUUCCGGGAGCCAUGAAUGUGAGUAGGGACAAGGUUCAGGUGGGUGACAUCUCUAUUGCUCCAGCAGCGCCUGCUGUGGCAGCCCCGGCAGCGGUGACCGCUUCAGACACGCUGCCGUGCAGCAUUCACGCAGAGAGCAUGGACAGUCACGGCGAUCAGAGGCUCCCCAGCAACGAGCUGCCGGUUUUCUCCUGCCCUGGCAGCAGAGAGAGGCAGCAGGCGGACAAUCAAGGCAAUUCGCCCGGGCAAGAGGUGGCCGUGGUGGCACCCCCCACAGUUCACAGGACCACCUCUUUUUCGGUUCUUGACAUUUUGGACCCCAACAAAUUUACCAGCAAAAAGCGACACUCUACUACCACCCUCUACAGAAACAGCAGUGACUUCUCUCUCGGGGCAGAGAACAGAGGUGGCGAAGAUCCCGCACUUGCAGACCACAAAUCGCACUCUGAAGAUUACGACAAGUGCAAAAAAUCGACAGAUUUAAUCAAAGAUGGGGUAUUGUAUAAGUCCGAUGAAGGUGAAAAUGAUUUUAGCCGGAGCACUCACACUCCAGAGAGUGAAAUUCAAGACGAGGAGUUGUGUAGCGAGGAGAGUAGUAGCGCUCUGCCUAGUAAUGUGGACUCGGAGCUUGUCCACCAUGAAGAGGAGGACUCGGUUACGCGGAGCUCGAGCCCAGGUGUCCAGCAAACACAACAAGCAGGACAGAACGGCCAGAGCCAACAGUCCAAGCCCAAAAGAAAGCGCACUGGUUCGGACUCCAAGUCGGGAAAACCCCGGCGGGCCCGGACAGCCUUCACCUACGAACAGCUAGUAGCACUGGAGAACAAAUUUAAGUCCACUCGAUACCUGUCUGUGUGCGAGAGGCUCAACCUAGCUCUCUCUCUCAGUUUGACAGAGACCCAAGUAAAAAUCUGGUUCCAGAACCGCCGGACGAAGUGGAAGAAACAGAAUCCCGGUGCAGAUACAAGCGCCCCAACGGGUGGCAACGGUGGGGGACCAAACGGGCCGGGCAACGGCUUAAAUGGAGGAUUGAGUCCAUUGAGCCCUUCUCCCCCGAUGGGUGGCCCACUUUCAAUGCACACAAGUUACCCAGGUCACACACCAAGCGGGCUGGUCUGUACCGCCCAGUUGCCCUUUCUGCCGAGUCACGCAGUCCUGUCCCCUUUCGUUUUAGGAUCACAGACUUACGGGGCUCCGGCGUUUUAUACCCCGCACUUGUAAAUAAAUACUGAAGGAAAUGACUUGUAUGCAUUUACAUGACAUACAAAGCCGAACCUGUGUGAUACAAAAAAAGUUGUUAAAUGCAGUUUAAUACAAUGCAUCCUAUGACUUAAAGGAGAAGAACAAGACAAGCUGUGAUAAAGAGAUUCUGGAUCUUAAAAAAGUUGAGCAAUAGCAACUUUAAAGACUGCUGAAUGCAUCAAA
Molecule: messenger RNA, 1650 nt
Organism: Lepisosteus oculatus (spotted gar)
Lineage: Eukaryota; Metazoa; Chordata; Actinopteri; Semionotiformes; Lepisosteidae
Gene: nkx1-2b
Product: NK1 transcription factor related 2-like,b
Biological process (GO): cell differentiation; regulation of transcription by RNA polymerase II
Cellular component (GO): nucleus
Molecular function (GO): DNA-binding transcription factor activity, RNA polymerase II-specific; RNA polymerase II cis-regulatory region sequence-specific DNA binding
Source: RefSeq, a predicted model, not a curated record